Chanos chanos (milkfish) is the source of this 394-nucleotide messenger RNA. It is a transcript of the gene cox7c, whose product is annotated as cytochrome c oxidase subunit 7C. Gene Ontology annotation, biological process: mitochondrial electron transport, cytochrome c to oxygen. The record is from RefSeq and is a predicted model, not a curated record. The transcript has 3 exons. The coding region runs from base 87 to 278 and encodes 63 amino acids. Lineage: Eukaryota; Metazoa; Chordata; Actinopteri; Gonorynchiformes; Chanidae. Gene Ontology annotation, cellular component: respiratory chain complex IV.
UUGAUCCUUUCUAGUUCAAGGAAGGUCGCUCGCUUCUCGUACUCAUUAGACAUUAGAGACAGAGUUCGCUAAGAAAUUCUGCAACCAUGUUUGGACAAGCGGUUCGACGAUUCACAACCUCAGCCGUUCGUUCUUCACAUUACGCAGAAGGACCAGGGAAGAACCUGCCAUUCUCCGUGGACAACAAAUGGAGACUGCUGGGUGGGAUGGUGUUAUUUUUCGGCAGUGGUUUUGCUUUCCCUUUCAUCGUGGUUAGACACCAGAUCCUCAAGAAGUGAACCUCUGAUCUGCCUGAUAUGGUCCGUUUGAUCAUCUCUGCCCAUCGCAGCACUCUUCAAUAUUGCAAAUGAGGGUCCUGUAACUUUAUUUGUAAAUAAAAUUAUACAUCAUACAA